AAGCACGUUAGCUUUGCGCUUGAUUAAUUUUCGGUAUUCGUUUAGCCAUUCUACUUUGAAAUUUUACUGUACGAACUGGUGAUUGAUGAAGGUUGAAAUGUGGAAAGACUGCUCAUUUUGCUAAAUGUUUUAGUGAUAUUCUGUCUGUGACAUAACAACUGCGUCAAAAUGAACGUGAAUAGCGAAGAUGUCCAUAGAAAUAUCGAAAUUAAGGCUAAAAUUCGCGAUUAUGAUAAAAUUAUGGCCGGUGUCCAAGCUAUGUGCUCGUCUCAUGGAGAAGUAAUGAAACAAGAAGAUGUAUUUUUCAACGUACCUAAUGGCAGAUUGAAAUUGAGGAAACGUUCGGAUUACUCUGUAUACGAAUUGAUUUAUUAUGAAAGACCGGACACUGAAGGUCCCAAAUUAUCGUUAUAUUCCAAGUGUAAUAUUCCUCACGGUGAAGAUUUAUUGAAUGUUUUGGCGAUGUCUUUGGGAGUAAAGGGUAUUGUGAAGAAGACCAGACAUUUAUUCCUUAUUGAACAUACUAGAAUUCAUGUUGAUGAUGUCGAAGGUCUGGGAAAGUACUUUGAAAUAGAGGUUUGCUUGACUAAAGAUCAGACCCCAGAAGAUGGAGAGAAAAUCGCUGAGAUUAUAAUGGAGAAAUUAGGAAUCCAUCAUUCGGAUUUGGUGACCGGUGCAUAUUUGGAUCACUUGCCUAAAUCAUCUCAACCUACUGAAGUUUAAAUUAUCGUCGUUGUUCAUUAUGUAGACACGAUGCAUAGAUCUGCGUGUAAGACAUCACCGCUUAUACAUAUAAUUAUCUUUAAAUAUUUAGCGAUUUUUACGAAUCCCUUAUCAUUACGCCUACGUGAUAUACCUACUUAAUAUUUUUCUACUCCAAUUCGUCAUUAUUAUUGCUUUAAAAUAAUCAUUUCGAAGUAUCGAUUUAAAGUCAAUUAUCUGGCAGAAUUUUGUCAAUUUUAAUGGAAGAAUUCGAAUUUCAAGAAAAAAAAACCUCAAUGCGAAACAGUUCCUGAAAAUAUUACCAUUACCUAGCUACAUUUUUACAUUUUUAAAUUUCGCUUUCAUGCACACUUGUCAUUUUUAUUGCACCAUUUUAUCAUUCAUUCGUUGUUAUUACGUUGUUACCCAGAAUUCCCAUUUAUAUCUUUCAUUUAAAAAUUACCUACGUACCUGUUACGAUAUUACGUAUACUGCUUUUCUCGAUUGUCUUCCUAUUGUGAAGUAUUCCUCAAGAUCUAUUACGAUAGAACUUGAGAGUUUCUGUGAUCUUCCUUGAAUGUUUUUUUCGUCACUAAGCGUUGUUUUGCCAUAAUUUUCUACUCAUUAUUUACCUACUCUUUACCUAUUUUUCGAAGAUUGAGCACAAAUUUUUAUGUACUUAUUUCUUUUGUGAGGCAUUUAUGAUUGUUUUUAUGUUUAUUGAGAAAUCUUGAGCUUAAUUCUUGUGUUAUAUUUUUUAAAAAUAAGUUUAAAAUAUAUACGAAUAUUGUUUGAAACGUCAAA
Planococcus citri (citrus mealybug) is the source of this 1506-nucleotide messenger RNA. RefSeq lists its product as uncharacterized. NCBI's taxonomy places the organism in Eukaryota, Metazoa, Arthropoda, Insecta, Hemiptera, Pseudococcidae. Bases 169 to 723 code for a protein of 184 amino acids. The record is from RefSeq and is a predicted model, not a curated record. The transcript is spliced from 4 exons.